AUUGGAGUUGGCCAAAAUCGGCUGCAAUUGUUUUUUCUCCUGGGGUCCGAGCGGUAGCUUUCUGAAAAUCCGAAAACCGAAGCGAGGAGGUUCUGCGUUUUUCUGUGUGGGUGUGGGAGGGAGAGCGAGAGAGAGAGAGAGAGAUGCCGAAGAGGACGACACACACGUACUCGAGCGAAGACGCAGCUCCUGACGGUCCCGACUCCGAUCUCUUUGUUUACUACUGCAAGCACUGCAGCUCUCACGUCCUCAUCACUGAUACCCAGUUGCAGAAAACACCGAAGAGGAAGACGGACCGGGCAUGUGUGUUGGACAAGACGAAGCAUCUUGCUCGACUGAAUGUACAAGAGGCUGGCAAGAUUCUCUUGAAACGGGGUGAGGGUAAGCUAGAGAAGCAAUUUCGCAUGAACUGUAUAGGUUGCGGCCUGUUCGUCUGCUACCGAGCUGAGGAAGAUCUGGAAACUGCUUCACUCAUUUAUAUUGUAGAUGGGGCACUGAGUACUGUUGCUGCGGAAACAAAUCCCCAGGAUGCUCCCGUUCCCCCCUGCAUAUCACGGUUAGAGGGAGGACUUGUUCAAGUGGCUAUAGAAGUGGAAGCUGGGGCACAACGCUCUGCAAUUACAAGAGUGAAUGCUGAUGAUGUUCGAGUAACAAUUGCUGCACCUGCAGCCCGGGGAGAAGCUAACAAUGAACUAUUGGAGUUCAUGGCAAAAGUGUUGGGUCUGAGGCUUAGCCAGAUGACACUACAGCGGGGGUGGAACAACAAAUCGAAGCUCCUUGUGGUCGAAGACUUGUCGGCAAGACAGGUGUACGAGAAGCUACUUGAAGCUGUGCAACCUUGAAGUUGCUUCAUUGAGGCAUUUUUAAAACUCUCAACAUUUUUGUACUAAAAAAUUGCUGUUAUUCAUGCAAUUUUUAAUUUAACCCUCUUGUAAAAGUACUUCACCCUCGAUGGCCAAAGGGCACAAAGGGAUGGUUCGUGAGAUUAUCAGGGUAAAAGCAGGAGCAUCCUUUUGAAGCAUUUUG
Molecule: messenger RNA, 1026 nt
Organism: Rhodamnia argentea
Lineage: Eukaryota; Viridiplantae; Streptophyta; Magnoliopsida; Myrtales; Myrtaceae
Product: UPF0235 protein At5g63440
Exons: 7
Coding region: 144-842 (232 amino acids)
Source: RefSeq, a predicted model, not a curated record